Theobroma umbraticum is the source of this 2979-nucleotide messenger RNA. RefSeq names its product potassium channel AKT1. NCBI's taxonomy places the organism in Eukaryota, Viridiplantae, Streptophyta, Magnoliopsida, Malvales, Malvaceae. Gene Ontology annotation, biological process: transmembrane transport; potassium ion transport. The record is from RefSeq and is a predicted model, not a curated record. Gene Ontology annotation, molecular function: protein binding; voltage-gated potassium channel activity. Gene Ontology annotation, cellular component: membrane.
ACCAUUGGUGGGAACUUGGAGAGAGGAAAACCACGAUUCAGAAAGCAAGACUUGUGGACGGAAAAGGCAAAAGAGAGAAAGGGCAGCGGAUAUUGUUGAAGCUAUGCCGAGUAAGAAGAAAAGAGUGUUGUUUUGUGGAACAAGAGGAGGAGAAGAAGAAGAAGGUGGGUCAUGUAAGAGAGAAGUGGUAGGUGAUCGACGUUCAUUGUCAAAGGAAGGUAGCCAAUAUAGCCUCAGCGUAGGCGUUUUGCCUUCUCUUGGCCCUUAUCGUAGUAACCGCAAGGUCAAGCUUCGUCGCUUCAUUCUCUCCCCUUUUGAUCCCCGCUAUAGAAGCUGGGAGACAUUUCUGGUAUUUCUAGUGUUCUACACAGCAUGGGUUUCUCCAUUUGAAUUUGGGUUCCUGGAGAAACCUGAACACCCUCUCUCCAUAACAGACAACGUUGUCAACGCAUUUUUUGCCAUCGACAUUGUAUUGACCUUCUUUGUAGCAUACCUUGACAAAACCUCGUAUCUACUGGUGGAUGAGCCCAAAGAGAUUGCUUGGAGAUACGCACGUACCUGGUUGCUUUUUGAUGUCAUCUCCAUCGUCCCUGCUGAAAUUGCUCGGGAUAUAUUGCCCCACCAGUUUCCAUCAUACGGUCUACUUACCUUGCUACGUCUCUGGCGUCUUCGUAGAGUCAGUCAAUUAUUUUCCAGGUUGGAGAAAGAUAAGAACUAUAGCUAUUUUUGGGUUCGAUGCCUCAAGCUGCUCUGCGUUACUCUCUUUGCUGCUCAUUUUGCUGGUUGUAUCUUCUACUAUAUGGCUGCUCAAUAUCAUAACCCGGGGAGGGCAUGGAUGCAUCUUUACGAAGAGGACUGGAAGCAACUGCCGUUACAGGACCGGUAUAUAACAUCAUUUUACUGGUCCAUAGUCACUCUUACAACCACUGGUUAUGGUGAUCUGCAUCCAGUGAAUUCAAAGGAGAUGGCAUUCGACAUAUUCUACUUGCUCUUUAAUCUUGGACUGCAAGCAUACCUAGUGGGAAAUAUGACCAACUUGAUUGUCCAUGGAGCAAGUCGAACUAGAAAAUUUAGAGAAAACAUCCAAGCUGCCUCAAAUUUUGCCCAAAGGAAUCAACUCCCAGUUCGCCUGCAAGAUCAGAUGCUUGAUCAUUUGUCUUUGAGGUACCGAACUGAUUCUGAAGGGGUGCAGCAGCAAGAGACUAUUGAUGCCCUUCCUAAAGCUAUUAGAUCAAGCAUUGCACACUUUCUGUUCUAUUCACUGGUUGAUCAGGUGUACUUGUUCCGUGGAGUAUCAAACGAUUUACUUUUCCAACUGGUCUCGGAGAUGAAAGCCGAGUAUUAUCCUCCUAAUGAAGAUGUGAUUUUACAGAAUGAAGGGCCUACAGAAAUGUACAUAUUGGUGACUGGUGCUGUGGAACUGAUUGUGCAAAGAAAUGGAGCGGAACUGGUUAUUGACGAGGGAACCACUGGAGAUGUUGUUGGUGAGAUAGGAGUGCUUUGUUACAGGCCACAAUUGUUUACAGUUCGGACCAAACGAUUGAGUCAGCUGCUUCGUUUGAACCGCAAUGAAUUUUUAAAUAUUGUUCAGGCAAAUGUUGGAGAUGGGACAAUAAUCAUGAACAAUCUUCUUCAGCAUCUGAAGGAGUCCAAUGAUCCAGUGAUGGAAGCAAUUUUGCAUGAGACGGAGCACAUGUUAGCAAGAGGUAGAAUGGAUUUGCCUCUUAGUUUAUGCUUUGCAGCAGCCAGAAGAGAUGACUUAUUGCUGCAGCAGUUGCUGAAACGUGGUUCAGAUCCAAAUGAGCAGGACAAUAAUGGGCGAACAGCACUGCAUAUCACGGCAUCCAAUGGAAGUGAGCAUUGUAUAGUUAUGCUUCUAGAGUAUGGAGCAGAUCCUAACAUUAUAGAUGCCGAAGGGAAUGUUCCAUUGUGGGAAGCAAUAAUGGGGAAGCAUGAAUCUGUGAUUCAACUUCUGAUAGAUAAUGGUGCAACGUUAUCUUCUGGUGAUGUGGGUCAGUUUGCUUGCUCUGCUGUUGAACAAAACAGGUUAGAUUCACUUAAGGACAUUGUCAAGUAUGGAGGGGAUGUAAACCAGGCCAAGAGCAACGGAACUGCACCAAUCCAUGCUGCAAUUUGUGAAGGAAACAUUGAAAUGGUUAGGUUCCUAUUAGAGCAAGGAGCUGAUAUCGAUGUGAAAGACUCCCAUGGAUGGACAGCAAGGGCUUUGGCAGAUCAUCAGGGCCAUGAAGAGAUAUUGGCAUUAUUGCAAAACCAACCAGAGGUCAAGAAAUUAUCAGUUGUCACAAUUCCAAAGAAGAAAGUAGCCUCACAUGGGAAGACCAUUGCCAAAUACAGCAGCGAGCCUACAAUAUCUUCAUAUAUUUCUGAAGUUGUGCCACCAGUUCCAGAGGUGACAUGGAUGGACAACCGUCGAAGGCGAAAAGCAAACACUUUCCACAAUUCACUAUUUGGUAUAAUAUCAGCUGCCAAUGCUGGUGAAAGUCCUUCAGCAGCAGGUUUUCCAGCUUUGUCACCUUUAAGCAACUAUUCGGCUAGAGUCACAAUCAGUUGCCCUGAAAGAAGUAAAGUUCCCAGUAAGCUCAUUCUUUUGCCAAAGUCCUUGGAAGAACUUCUGGAUAUUGGUGCCCAAAGAUUUGGCUUCUCCCUAACUAGAGUUAUGACAGAAGUAGGUGCUGAAAUUGAUGAUAUAGAGCUUAUCAGAGAUGGUGAUCAUCUUGUUCUUGUAAGUGCUGAAUAUGAAAUUCCAACAAGCCAGUAUAUUAAAGGUUCAAUUCAAAGCAGUGCAUCCAGCACCUAUGGUGGCAUCUAAACUUAUCCUUUUCUCAUGUCUUACUGUAUUACCAUUAAAGGAAUUUAAGCUUUGGAAAUGAUUCUUUUCCAUAUAUCUUUGUCCAUAUAGCUGAUUCCUCAUAGUGAAAAAAAAAAAAAAGGACAGUCUUUUUUUUUUCAUUUUCCCAA